Macroventuria anomochaeta is the source of this 1032-nucleotide messenger RNA. RefSeq lists its product as uncharacterized. The record is from RefSeq and is a predicted model, not a curated record. The transcript has 6 exons. The coding region runs from base 1 to 1032 and encodes 343 amino acids. Lineage: Eukaryota; Fungi; Ascomycota; Dothideomycetes; Pleosporales; Didymellaceae.
AUGUUAGUAGUGGCACAAGCUGGACCGCAGUUGACAAGGCAUGAGCGAGAAACAGCACUGAUCCUCUCCUGGAUGCAAUUUCCAGUCUCAACGCCUAUUUGCGUGACAAACUGCAACAGCUCUUAUACGGCCACGAUUCAGAUGUUAGGCUCGAAUGGCUCUUUAGGUCGCAGUUGUACAUAUGCGCAUUCGAGCAAGGAGAUCUGCCAUGUAGGGGUGCUGUGUGCCAUCUUGGCAGCAGGACAGGCUUUCAACAAGUCCACCGAAGCACUAUUCUUGACAGUCAUCGGUACAGUUCGACAGCUUAACAUACGAGCACAUACUUGGCAUCAGCUGGUUGUACAUCCCUUGUUCCUGUACUACCAAGGCCACUCUACGAUAUACUUGGGAAGACACGUACUGGUCGGUCGAUACGACUUACACCUCAGGGACUGUCACAGCAGUCGAAACCGCAACAGAAACAGUCUACCCCCCCCCCCCCCCACAACAUCUGUCCUAGCUGCCUGCAACACCGCCAACGUAACCCACCCCUACAACGGCUACUGGCUCCGUGAGCCGCCAUCCUGGUUCUGCGACGCCAACUACACAGAACAGCAAAUCUGGUCCUGGAACCCUGAGCCAGUCAACUCAGCUGAUAAGUGCUGUGUACGCGCCGUCGUGGAUCUCAAGACGAUUUUGUGGAGGUGGUCGGGCUGGGACGAUGGCUGUGAGAUCUGGAAGGAUGAUGUGGAGAGCUGUCCGGCUGCGGCUGGGUUUAAUGGGACGAAUGGGGAGAAGGUGAGCGUCGAUGUGUAUUAUGAACCGAUUGCGGAUCUGGGGUAUUGGAGCAGUUUUGACGUGGGGAAUUGGGCUUGUGGAAAUAUUGGGGUUGUGUCUUUGUGGGAUCUAGAUUCGGACACCGCAGAGUUCCAACAAUUGAUUCAGCAGAGUAUUUUGAUCUAUCUGCUAUCGUUUAAACCCCGCGAUUCUGAUGAUGAUGCGGCGUACUGGUUUCAGAAUCAACGUGCUCGAGAGCGAGCUUUUACUGUUUAA